GCGCGCUCUCUCGGCGGCGCGCGCGCUCUCAGUCUCCGCCACCCACCAGCUCCCGCACCAGCAGCCGCGCCGCCGCCGCCGCCGCCGCCGCCGCCGCCCACCUUCUGCCGCCGCAGCCGCUCUCCCCUCCACCGCUUCCCUCUCCGGUCCUCGCCCUCUGUCGACCAUCAGGUGGGCCUUGAACCAGGAUGGCUGAUCCCCGCCAAGAGCUCAAUUCUCUGGAUGACCACACCUCGGUGUACGGGAUGGGGGAGAGGAAGGACCUCCCAUCCCAGGGUGGCUACUCCGUGCUGCAGGACCACGCCGGCGACUCCGACCGUGGCCUGAAAGAGUCUCCCCCGCAGGCCCCCGCCGAUGAUGGACCCGAGAAGCCGGGCCCUGGGACCUCUGACGAUAAGAGCUCGCCGACCGCCGAAGACGUGACAGCACCCCUAGUGAAUGAGGGCAUCCCUGGGGUGCCAGCAGCCGCUCAACCCCACACGGAGAUCCCAGAAGGAACCACAGCUGAAGAGGCAGGCAUUGGAGACACCCCCAACAUGGAAGACCAUGCAGGCGGACAUGUGACUCAAGCUCGCAUGGUCAGCAAAAGCAAAGAUGGGACUGGAAAUGAUGACAAGAAGAACAAGGAUAAUAAAGCUGGAACCAAGAUCGCCACACCCCGGGGAGGGGCCCCUCCGGGCCAGAAGGGCCCAUCGGGCAACACCACAAGGAUCCCGGCCAAAACCACGCCCAGUCCCAAGACCCCACCAGGCGAAUCCGGGAAAUCUGGGGACCGCAGUGGCUACAGCAGCCCGGGCUCUCCCGGCACCCCCGGCAGCCGCUCCCGCACUCCGUCGCUGCCCACGCCACCCACCCGGGAGCCCAAGAAGGUGGCGGUGGUCCGCACCCCGCCCAAGUCGCCGUCCUCAGCCAAGAGCCGCCUGCAGACCGCCCCGGUGCCCAUGCCAGACCUGAAGAACGUCCGGUCCAAGAUCGGCUCCACCGAGAACCUGAAGCACCAGCCGGGAGGUGGCAAGGUGCAGAUAAUUAAUAAGAAGCUGGAUCUUAGCAACGUCCAGUCCAAGUGUGGCUCAAAGGAUAAUAUCAAACACGUGCCAGGAGGCGGCAGUGUGCAAAUAGUCUACAAGCCCGUGGACCUGAGCAAGGUGACCUCCAAGUGCGGCUCGCUGGGCAACAUCCAUCAUAAGCCAGGGGGCGGCCAGGUAGAAGUGAAAUCUGAGAAGCUGGACUUCAAGGACAGAGUGCAGUCCAAGAUUGGCUCCCUCGACAACAUCACACACGUCCCCGGUGGAGGAAAUAAAAAGAUCGAGACCCACAAGCUGACUUUCCGAGAGAACGCCAAAGCCAAGACCGACCACGGGGCCGAGAUCGUGUACAAGUCGCCCGUGGUGUCGGGGGACACGUCCCCGCGCCACCUGAGCAACGUGUCGUCCACGGGCAGCAUCGACAUGGCAGACUCGGCCCAGCUCGCCACGCUCGCCGACGAGGUGUCCGCCUCCCUGGCCAAGCAGGGCUUGUGAUGGGACACGCGGGCGGCCGCGACCACGCAGAGAGAGUGGGAAGGAGAGGAUGACGCCCCGGCCCUCGCCCUCGCCCCCCUCAGCUGCUCCGCUCAGAUCUGGUCAUCGGUCAGUCACUUAACCUGCUUUUGUCGCUCGGCUUUGGCUCGGGACUUCAAAAUCAGUGACGGGAAUAAGAGCAAAUUUCAUCUCUCCAAAUUGACGGGUGGGCUCAACAGAAUAAAAUAUUUUUAAAAAACAUGGAACAAGCCGGCCACCCCCCCCCUUUUCCCCGGGCGCUCACUUUGGAUUCUUUUCCCCCCUUUGAGGAGAAGAGGGCGAAGGAGAGGCUCUGAAGGCUGCUUCUGGGGGACUUGAAGGGACUUUUCUUUACCCUUUUUCUGCGGGGGGGUGUC
Messenger RNA from Sorex fumeus (smoky shrew), 1915 nucleotides. RefSeq names its product microtubule associated protein tau (gene MAPT). Gene Ontology annotation, molecular function: microtubule binding. Lineage: Eukaryota; Metazoa; Chordata; Mammalia; Eulipotyphla; Soricidae. Gene Ontology annotation, cellular component: neuron projection. The record is from RefSeq and is a predicted model, not a curated record. Gene Ontology annotation, biological process: neuron projection development; microtubule cytoskeleton organization. Bases 189 to 1520 code for a protein of 443 amino acids. The transcript has 12 exons.